Hyla sarda is the source of this 1547-nucleotide messenger RNA. RefSeq names its product TNF superfamily member 11 (gene TNFSF11). Gene Ontology annotation, molecular function: tumor necrosis factor receptor binding. Gene Ontology annotation, biological process: immune response. The transcript is spliced from 5 exons. Gene Ontology annotation, cellular component: membrane. Bases 132 to 974 code for a protein of 280 amino acids. The record is from RefSeq and is a predicted model, not a curated record. NCBI's taxonomy places the organism in Eukaryota, Metazoa, Chordata, Amphibia, Anura, Hylidae.
CCCCGCCCCCUCAGUGUCCGUCUCCUCCCCCUGCAGGUACUCUUAUCACAGCUGGAGCCAGCUCUCCCUGAGUGGUGACAGCUCUGCCGUGUACAGUGUGCGGUGCGGCUCUUCCGGUGGACGCUGCGGGGAUGAACCCCGGCGGGUACCUGCGGGGGACAGUGGACCUCGGGGGUCCCCCGGAGAUCCGUGACAGAGCGCACACCUUUCCUAGGUCUGUCUUCAUUGCUCUCCUCCUCCUGGGUCUGCUACAGGUUGGCUGCACGCUGGGCUUAUUCUUCUAUGUGAAGACACAGGUGGAGCCAAAUUUGAUGAAUAAGAAAGAGCUUCAGUGUUGGAGGACAAUUCUGAAGAAGGGAGAAGGAAAUGAAUGUGAAAAAGUACAGCUGGCAUUUAAUGAAGCAGUAGAAAAGGCAGUACAAGGGCUAAAGUCACAAAAGCAGCUUCACAUAGGGAAUGAUAUAAGCCAGGAUCCAGUCUUGUCGAGGAGCAAUAACCACCAGACAUGGCCAGCUGCACAUCUUACAAUAGCUAAUAGUACUUCAGGUGACAAUGCUGCAGUGCAUUUGAUGUAUUGGAAUCAUAAGGAAGGUUGGGCAAAUAUACAAAAUAUGAACUACAACAAUGGAACUUUAAAAGUCCUACAAGAUGGAUAUUAUUUUGUGUAUGCCAAUUUGUGCUUCAGACAUCACAAAGUGGCCCAGAAGAUCACCCAAGACCCUUUACAGCUUAUGCUUUAUGUCCUUAAAUCAAAUAAGAGUGGAAGACCUGCUGAAACCUUACUAAAGGGUGGACGCACUGCAACGUGGUCUAACAAUUCAUUGUACCACUUCUACUCGGUCUACCAAGGAGGUAUUUUUAGGUUACUUGCUGGUGAGGAAAUCUUUAUCAAAGCUUCUAGUGCAGCACUAUUGGACCCAACUCAGGAAGCAAGCUAUUUUGGAGUCUUCAAAGUUCUUGAUAUUCACCUGUAAUUGUUUUAUAUUAGCAGCUGAAAAAUUAACACUGGCUAAUCCAAAUGUGUUUGACAUUUCUGGUAUCCAGGUACUGUAAACCCUUUUUACAGUAAGUGUGGUUAUAUGUUAUACAGUGCCUUAUUUAUAUCUUAACUAGCAGAGUACAGUGUCACAAGCAGUACUAUGCUUAGUUAUUUUGAGGGCCAAUAUUUGACCAUUGAUUUUAAAGAGAUUGUUUUCAUGCUGGCAUGAGAUUUAUCUGUAUUAGCUACGGUAUUUAAUUUGUCUUUUACUAGGUUUAUACAAUGUUUAUUCAGAAACAUUUGUAUUGUUAAAUUUAUCAUGUAAUGUCUACUAACGUAAAUUAUGUAAUUGUAUUACAUUCAUACUGAAUCUAUAUAUAAGGUACCAGAAAUGAAUGCACAUUAUCAAUACGCAUAUUAUAUAGUAUUACUGUUUGAGUAGCUAUGGAUUUAACAUGUUUCUCACCUUGUGCCUUACUAUGGGUUUCUGUGACCAAUGCUGGUGCUAAAAUGAGGAGGUAGCUGACAAUUCAUUAGAGAUGAGCGAACUUACAGUAAAUUUGAUUCG